Molecule: messenger RNA, 657 nt
Organism: Meriones unguiculatus (Mongolian gerbil)
Lineage: Eukaryota; Metazoa; Chordata; Mammalia; Rodentia; Muridae
Product: vomeronasal type-1 receptor 45-like
Exons: 1
Biological process (GO): G protein-coupled receptor signaling pathway
Cellular component (GO): membrane
Molecular function (GO): pheromone receptor activity
Source: RefSeq, a predicted model, not a curated record
AACACCUUCUUCUCUGAAAUUGGCAUUGGGAUCUCAGCCAACAGCUUCCUUCUUCUCUUCUACCUCUUCAAGUUCAUUCGUGGGCACAGGCCCAGGCCCACUGAGGUGCACAUUGUUCUGCUGUCCCUAAUCCACCUACUGAUGCUAAUGUUCAUAGCAUUCAUAGCCAUGGACAUUUUUAUUUCUUUGAGGGGAUGGGAUGACACCAUAUGUAAACUCAUUGUCUACUUGUACAGAAUUUUUAGGGGCCUCUCCCUUUGUACCACCAGCCUGCUGAGUGUCCUCCAGGCCAUCAUCCUCAGUCCCAGAAGCUCCUGUCUAGCCAAGUUCAAGCACAAAUCUGCCCAUUACAUCUCAUGUGCCCUUCUUUUUCUGAGUGUCCUCUAUAUGCUCAUUAGCAGUCAUCUCUUAGUAUCAAUUUUUGCCACUCCCAAUUUGACUUCAAAUAACUUCAUGUAUGUUACUAGGUCCUGUUCUGUCCUACCCAUGAGUUACCUCAUGAAAAGCACAUUUUGUACACUGAUGGCCAUCAGGGAAGCCUUUCUUAUUAGUGUUAUGGUCAUCUCGACUUGGUACAUGGUGGCUCUCUUGUGCAGGCACAGGAAGCAGGCCCAGCAUCUUCACAGCACCAGGCUUUCUCCAAAAGCAUGCCCAGAG